Messenger RNA from Schistosoma curassoni, 1753 nucleotides. NCBI's taxonomy places the organism in Eukaryota, Metazoa, Platyhelminthes, Trematoda, Strigeidida, Schistosomatidae. The record is from the annotation of a GenBank genome assembly.
ACUCGUUUGGACAUAGCUUAGUGAUAUGUCUUUAUACCCUUCUCUCGAAGAGUUAAAAGUACAGCAUAUUAUUGACAGUCAAAGCAAUGGACCUUCAAAUGCGCACCCUGACUGUCAAAGACCAAUGUCACAAAUAAACCCCGCUCUAUCUGGAAAUUGCAAUAUGGAUAAUAAUAUGUCUUCUUACAACAUUGGUGGUAGACCUGUUACCUGUGGAUCUACAAUAUCUGGAAUUUUUCCUCAAUCCGGUAUGGGCUGUGGGGUCAAUUCAAUGUCAAUUGCUCCUUUUACACCAAGCGGAGCGCUUUGUCUACCGCUUCCAGCACCAUUUGAUUGCGUAGAUAUAAAACCAGGAGUUAGACUUGUUACUCUUUGUAAAAAUGAAUUCGGUAAAGUCGGAAUUCAGCUUAAAGAAAUACAGAAAGGUAUAUUUAUUUCAUUUGUGGAAGGAUUUUCACCAGCUGCACUUGGCGGUGUGCGUUUCGGAGAUCAAGUCCUGGAAAUUAAUGAUAUUCUAGUUACAGGUUGUUCAGGGACAAGAUCAAUGGAAAUAUUGAAAAAUUCAACUCCUAACAACAUAAGACUUGUAUUACGUGAUCGAUAUGACAUGUCGUUGUGUUCACACAUUUACUCUUGUUUUGCCCAAUAUGAAUCAGUUUUAUGGUAGAUACAAUUUACUUCUCAAUAUAGUAUAAUUACAAAAUGUUUUUAAAAAUCCCAUUUGAUUACAAGUUAAAAUAUUAUUGAAAUACACAUCAUUCUGAAGAUUGUUAUGGAUUAUUUUGUCGAAUAACACAACUUUUAAUUCAUCAAGGGCUAAUGUAGAUCAAAAAGUGAAACAGAGCAAAGAAAUAAUUGUUUCGAACGAAUUUCCCUUGACAACUCUACACUAAUAUGUAAAUAUAAAAUAUAUACAUCUGGUAGUGCUUUGCUGCGUAAACUUGACUUCUGUAUUCAUAUGAAAUUUAUACACUCUUUUAAUCUUAAUUAUCAUAAUAGUCAAUAUUCGAGUGAGUUAUGAAUGAAUGGAUUAAACAACUUUAUUUUCUUGAUUUUGUUUUCAUAAUUUCUGUUCUCUUUCUGUUGAUGAGUUGUAAUAUUCACUUUAUUUAUUGCUCAAUUGUUGUUUAUAUCCAAUUUCUAAUCAGUCACACUCCACCUUCUUCAUUUUUGGGCAAUAAUGUAUUACUAUCUGCCCUUACCACAGUUAAAGUGUAGUUAUAGACCAUACUCAGGAACUUGGUGAAUGAGCUGAUUUAUUAUUAAUAUAGAUGAACCGACCAAUGGUAAAAUAUUUAGUGAUGCAGAUGCAAUGAGUAUUUGUAAAUUUCACUUGUCAUUUAGUUACUAUAUAAUCAUGUUUUCUAUGUUCUACUUUUGUUUUUAAAUAUGAAAAUACCACACCAUUUUCUAAGUCUCAACUAUUUAUUUUGUAUUAAUUUUCACUUCUUAUUCCAUUUUUUCUCUUCAAUAUUUAUAGUUAAUUCUACUUAAUUGUGUAAUUACAUAAAUCUUGACAAAUUACAUUGUAGCACAAAAAAAUAUGCCAAAUUUUCAUUUGUAUUAUUCUACCUGUUAACUUUGGUUCUUAAACUAAUCGAUUAACAAUUCACUUGGUAUUGUUUUUACUUGAAUCUUCCCACUGAUGUUUAGGACUGCAAUUGAUCAAUUGCUUAUUGGCACAUGUGCAUACUGUGCGUAUUGCUUCGGUAUUGUCUUAAUUUACAAGCAGUAGCUAAGUGGAUAACGCGAU